ACAAGAAGAAGAAGCAACACCAGAAGAAGAAGAAGAAGUUGAUAGUAACAACAAUGAUAAAGAUCCAGUGAGAAGAGCCGGUGAGGAUGAAGCCGCCGCCUCGGAACAGAACGAAACGACAGUUGAGCUGUUGGACAGAGACGCCGGAGUCCCGCAGGAAAGCGGCCUGUAAGUGGGGACGACCUGAGCUGAAGAAGCUUCUGAAAGCCCUGCAAGCUCUCAGCCAGACCACCGGAGGCCUGCAAGAGAUAGACUAUGCUGUCCUGAAGAAACACAUUCCUACUCGGUCCAUUUCAGAGAUCAGUGCUAUGGUGGACUCUCUGAAAAACAAGACCAUAUCAUCUGCACGUUUCCAGCUGCAAAUGAAGAACUGGGAGGAGAAGCAGUUCAGAAGGCCUAUUGAAGAGUGGACACACAUGGCCUCCACUCUUGCUGGAACCCUUGAGAAAGUCAUAUCUGCUGCUUUCUCUCAGAUGCUGGUUGUGUCAUCGACAGAGCCCUGCACUCUGAGGAACUGUGACCCCAAGCAGGACCCCAGGCCCGCUGUUGGACCAGUGCCUUGCAUGCCAGUGAAAGGAGAGCGUCCUUCUGCCUUGCUGCUCAUGGCUCCGGCUCCAGCCAGGUCAGGGAGCAGGAGACUCCCAGCACCAUCUCAGGCUGUUAGAGGUCAAACCAGGAAGAUCCUUCCACGUCUGAAACAGCCAGCCGUUCCUUCUGCCGCUGCUGCCUCCACCUCCACCUCGCUAACCGGAUGUCCAGAUCCGGCCGCCCCGCUGCUCUCAGAAACGCUUCCUGCAUUCGUAUCUUCUGGUUCUCUAAAGCCUCUCGCUCCGGCUGCCUCUGGCCUCUCCUCUGUCUCAGCAGCAGCUCAGUCUGCUGUUUCGUUGUGUUUGCCCGUCUCCAGUUUUUCCUCUCCCCACUCCACAGUCCCACUCUCCCACGCAGCCGCUGAGCUGCCUGCUACGUUUUUACAAUCAAGUAAACAUGCUGCGGUAGAUGACCCAAAGACAGUUGGAGUUAACUUUGCUGUGGACUUUGAAAAGAUCUACAAGUUCCUGAGUGUUGUCCAAAACCCCAGUGAGGAUUAUAAUCUAACGCCCAUGGAAAGUGCGAUCGUCCUGGACCUGCUGAUGUCUCUCCCAGAAGAGCUUCAUUAUCUGGACUGCAAAAACCUGCAGAAACAUCUGAUCCAGAUGUAUCAGAGUCUCUCUGCUCCUGUCUGCUCCAUGCCUGCCAAGCAGCUGAUGUCAAAGCUGCAGAAUGCGCGCCGUGUUGAGAGGGGGCCAGCUGCAGCUGCAGCUCCAGCUCCAGCUGCAGCUGCAGAUCUCAGCCAGGAGGCAGAAGCUGCUGGCGCUGCCCACAGAGGAGCCACCUCUUCAGGCCAGUCUGAGGAUGCAGACAUGGCAGACUUCCUCCCACCUCUUAAUCCUUUCCUGGUUCCACUGAGCUUGUUGAUGCGAAAACAGAGUUCUGAAUAAAACAUCGUAAACUGUUUUAGUCCUUUCACAUGUGUGACCCUCAAAGAUUAAGUGGGUGUAGAAAAUUAAGGCUGUUUCUUUUAUUUAAUGUCACAUUAAAUACCGAUGCAAUGAGAAGUUUG
Molecule: messenger RNA, 1600 nt
Organism: Xiphophorus maculatus (southern platyfish)
Lineage: Eukaryota; Metazoa; Chordata; Actinopteri; Cyprinodontiformes; Poeciliidae
Gene: snapc2
Product: small nuclear RNA activating complex polypeptide 2
Exons: 7
Coding region: 87-1478 (463 amino acids)
Biological process (GO): snRNA transcription
Cellular component (GO): nuclear body
Molecular function (GO): RNA polymerase II general transcription initiation factor activity
Source: RefSeq, a predicted model, not a curated record